GAUUAUGUCACAAACUCGCAUGGCUGCAGUUGUUGUGACCCCAAGGUGCAGGAACCAGGAGGAUAAAGAUAAGGUGGGUCGCGACAAGAUGUUGCGUUAUCUACUCAAGACCCUGCUGCAGAUGAACCUGUUCACCGACACCGUCCAGAACCCAGGCAACAGCACGGAUGUGUUCUUCAACACCUCCCUGCCGUCCUUCAACAGCUCCCUACUUGACUGGGGAAACUUCACCGGCUUCAAUGCUUCAAACAGUGGCUGAAUAACAUCAGGAGGCGCUCAGCGGCUCAAGCACAGCUCAGCAGUCUAGCUGGGUGCCCAAUUACUAUCAGAGGUAUUUUCAACCUCCAUCGGCUUGAACCCACUCCUUUCCAACCAGCACAGACUCGCUGUAUCCUUGGAAGAUACAAAACUGACUUUCUGUCGAAAGCCCCAAUCUGGUGGGAGAGAGCGCAGGGUCGCAUGCCAAAAUGCUGAUGGACGUUUUUUUAACACAAAAAAGAAUCAAUUUCUGAAUUGUGCACUGAUUUUGUGAUUAUGAAGAUGUAUCAGAGAGUUACACUGAAAAGAAGAACCAUCAAAUGCAAAAAUGUAAUCAUAGGAUUCAAUUAAAAAAGGU
Entelurus aequoreus (snake pipefish) is the source of this 616-nucleotide messenger RNA. RefSeq names its product roundabout homolog 3-like. Bases 5 to 259 code for a protein of 84 amino acids. The record is from RefSeq and is a predicted model, not a curated record. Lineage: Eukaryota; Metazoa; Chordata; Actinopteri; Syngnathiformes; Syngnathidae. The transcript is spliced from 3 exons.